Molecule: messenger RNA, 811 nt
Organism: Temnothorax curvispinosus
Lineage: Eukaryota; Metazoa; Arthropoda; Insecta; Hymenoptera; Formicidae
Product: brefeldin A-inhibited guanine nucleotide-exchange protein 1-like
Exons: 2
Coding region: 88-561 (157 amino acids)
Source: RefSeq, a predicted model, not a curated record
CAUACAACCUUAAUUGGGCCACAGUCCAAUUAAGAGCGACUCAAAUGUCAUUACCGCUGAGAAGUACUUCUUGCUAUUUGAGUCAGCAUGUCAGAGCUAGUCACUACGGAUUGUGGUGACACAGCACUGGACUGCCUGCAGAAGUUAAUCGCAUAUAGCCAUCUCACUGGCAAUGUGCCUGAUUCAACGGAGCCUAACAAGCUGCCGAUUGUGCGCAUUGUCGAGACAAUUUGCGGUUGCUUCACCGGUCCACAGACCGAUGAGAGUGUGCAGCUGCAGAUUAUUAAAGCUCUGCUGACUGUAAUGACAAGCCAGCAUGUGGAGGUAUACGAGGAUACGGUACUGUUAACAAUUCGUACUGUUUACAACGUUUACUUGUCGUCGCGCAACCUGGUGAAUCAAACAACAGCCUGUGCGACUCUCACGCAGAUGAUCAACGUGAUCUUCGCGCGAAUGGAGACUCAGGCGGAGGAAGAGAACGUGAGGCUUGAUGGGGAACAUCAGCAGGAGAGUUCUGUCAUAGCAAACGGCACAACUGGAGCUGAGCUAAGUCUUAGUUAACUAAGUCUAAGCUCAUCUUCAUGAAACUUUACGUUGCGUGCGUCUAUUUAAUGACGAUGGAUGUAGAAAGCUCUUCAAAUCACUUCGAGAGGAUUAUCAAAAGCGAUCUCCUUAUAUCGCAUAUUUAAUCAGAUGUCGUCAGGGAUUGCUGUCGACAUUAGCUCACUUAGAUAGAUUAUGCGUGCGAGUUAAGUGCGAUCGGGAUGCUAUCAAUAAUCAUCUUGUAUCCGUUUGUGUGAGGGUAUUUUUG